AUGAAGCUCGCUUUCUUUGCUGUGGUGGCUCUUGCCUCGAGUCUGUUGGCCGCUGCACAGGGCUCACCAAAGCCAGAUAACUCCCCAAAGCCAGCUGCCUGCACCACUGCUGGCGUGCGCAAGGAGAUUCGUAGCCUCACUGACGCCGAGUGGAGCGUUGUCUCGAGCGUUGUGCUCGCAAUGAACCGCGACGGCUGGGGCAGGUGGUUUGCGUACGUGCACACCCAGAACUUCAACACCAUCCAUGGCAACUCGCAGUUCUUCCCGUUCCACCGCCGCUUCACCAUCGACUACGAGCAGAUUGCCCAGCGCUACAGCUCCAGCUUCUAUCUGCCGUACUGGGAUACCGUCAGCGACUACCGUGCACCGCAGACCUCAGAGGUCCUGACCAACAAGUACAUUGGCGGCAAUGGCCAGGGCGCCAACGGCUGUGUUUCGGAUGGCUUCUUGGCCAAUAUCAAUGUGGGCUACCCGAACACGCACUGCCUGGUGCGCAAAUUCGACAAGGGGGAUGGCAUUAUCAACUCGUGGUAUGCGCCCGAGUACAUUCUGUCCAUCAUCCAGCGCGACACCACCAUGGCACAGUUCCGCCCUGACAUGGAGAUGAGUCUGCACGGCGCUGUGCACCUGGGCCUCGGUGGCGACAUGAUUGAGCAGUGGAGCCCGAACGACUUUGCCUUCAUGGUUCACCAUGCCAAUAUGGACCGCCUGUGGGACCAGUGGCAGGACAACGGCAACACCUGGGUCAUGGACGGUGUCGACAACAAGGGUGCAAACAUGACUAUUGACUCGCAGAUUCUCGCGUACAACGAGCCCGUCAGCUCGGUGAUGCAGCUGGGUCAUGGAAGCGCCUGCUAUUACUACGACACCAACCUUCCUGGGGACCGUAACUUGCCGUCUCAAGCUUCUGCUGUCGCUCAGUCGGCUGUGGCCAAGGACAAGAGCAACAGCAGCAACGGCAAGAAGAAUAACGGAGAGGAUAGUGAUGGCAGCAAGAAGACUAAGCGCAUUGUCCACCCGGCCAAGACCAACAAGCCUGAAAUUGACGACUUUUUCCUUGGCGUCGCAUCCGAUGUCGCAGCGGGCGUGCAGCAGCUUAACGAAGAUAUCAAGGACAGCCUCGAGGAAGUUGACCAGUUCUUCAAGGAUGCCUUCAAGGGCAUCACCAAGGGUCUCAGCAAGAGCCUCCACAAGUCUGCUCAGAACGUCGUCACCACCUUGCCGCCCAAUGUGUUGGACAAGUGGUUCCCAAAGAUGGCUGGCCUGGGCAAGGACAUUGCAAACAACAAGGUUACAGGUCUCAAGCGCCCCCAGAAAGGCCACAACAUUGCCAACAAGGCUGUUGCCGCCAUUCCUGUCCCGCCGACCCUGGGCAGCAAGUGGGCAAAGAUGCACAAGUUUGAUGCGGCUGAGGUGAGGCGCUACAAUGAGAAGGCCCGCCAGUUUGUGCAGGACCUUCAGGACGCUCAGUACGUUCCGCUCAAGUAG
Linderina pennispora is the source of this 1488-nucleotide messenger RNA. Its product is annotated as Di-copper centre-containing protein. Gene Ontology annotation, molecular function: oxidoreductase activity. The record is from RefSeq and is a predicted model, not a curated record. The coding region runs from base 1 to 1488 and encodes 495 amino acids. The transcript has a single exon. NCBI's taxonomy places the organism in Eukaryota, Fungi, Kickxellomycota, Kickxellomycetes, Kickxellales, Kickxellaceae.